AUGUUCGAAGCCUUUUGCAUAGCAAUACUAGGAGGCUGCGAGUUGUGGUUUAUUGACAGUCAGUACACGCGUGGGAGGUGUCCCAGAGGUAUGGAUCAUGAAAGGUUCUACCAGAAUGAUAUGAUUGUCCUAGCAAAACCUGAUCCCAUUGAUAUGGUACAAGCAAUCCAGAAGGCAAUAUCCAUGCUUCCGACAAUCAAUCCACAAGCUAUGCAUCACCGUGUAAGUCAAUUAUACAGUUGGCAUGAUGUUGCUAGAAGGACAGAGAUUGUCUAUGACCGUGCUUUGAGGUGUCCAAAUCAGAAUCUUCUGGAACGACUUUCCCGGGAAGGGGGGGGGGGUAGAGCAGUUAACUAA
Thlaspi arvense is the source of this 357-nucleotide messenger RNA. The record is from the annotation of a GenBank genome assembly. NCBI's taxonomy places the organism in Eukaryota, Viridiplantae, Streptophyta, Magnoliopsida, Brassicales, Brassicaceae.